AGCGUCCACCCUUUUUCUCCCCUCCGAGACAGACAAGCACGACACGCGCACGCCCGCCCGCACGCACAACUUCCCACCACCACCGCCGAGGCCGCGAGCGUUGCUGCUUCGAUCCGUCCCGGUCCGCAGGCCCUCGCUCGGGCGGCCGGGCCGGCGGGCGGCGGCCAUGGGCAGCGAGGACGCGCUCGUCGAGAUCCACCCCCGCGAGCUCCGCUUCCUCUUUGAGGUGAAGAAGCAGAGUUCAUGUUGUGUCCGUCUUGUGAACAAGUCGGAUCAAUAUGUUGCAUUCAAGGUUAAAACCACUUCCCCAAAAAGAUAUUGUGUCCGACCAAAUGUAGGAGUUAUUCUUCCACUGGAAUCACGUGAUUUUACAGUUACUAUGCAAGCGCCAAAGAAUGCUUCACCAGAUCCGCAAAUAAAAGACAAGUUUCUUGUGCAGACCACAGUUGUUCCGUUUGGCACAGCUGAUGAAGACAAUGUUCCUGCUUUUUUCUCCAAAGAAACUGACCGAUAUAUUGAGGAGAAGAAGUUGAAAGUUGUCCUUGUCAGCAUGACUCAGGAUCAAGUAGAGCAACCCAUCAAUGGAGUUCUGCAUGCCAAGGAACCAGUUGGGGUUACUGUGGCAGAGGAAAUACUGAAUAAUGUGAAUGAAGCACCUAAUGUGGUGAAUGAAGUUCGUCAUCCCCUGAAACCAAGUUUUCCCCCUUUAAGAGGAACCCCUGCUACUUUCAGUGAAAUUUCCUCCUCUGUAAAACAAGGUCCUACUGUUCUGCAAGAUUUUCUAGUCCCACCAAAUCAAACUUCACUUACUUUGUCGGAAUCUGCUCCCAGUCUGCAAGAAACCUCUUCUAUCUCUGUAGAAUCUCAAUUUUCGUCAACAGAAACAAGUGCAUACUUGAAAUCUCCACCAUUGGAAUAUACUCCUACUCCAAGUGAAGUUCCACCGUUAAGUGAUAUAGAAUCUACCAAUACCGAUGACCUUCAUAUAUCUCAUCAGGUAACUGAAGAUGUUCACACUUUACAGAUGAAACUUAACAAUCUUGAAGUAAAACUUGAAGAGGCUGAAACUUUGAUUGUAAAACUGAGGGAAGAGACCAAAAUUACCCUCCAGGAGCGGGAUAAGUUACGGAAAGAAUUGGUAUUCUUGAAAAAGGCGGGCGCUGCACAGGUUCACUCCAGCACUGGUUUUCCCCUGCUUUUUGUCGUCUACAUGGCAGUUGUUGGCAUGUCGCUCGGUUACCUUCUGCACCUAUGAGAAUGGGGUAUCGGAGAUGAAGCUCCUGGGCCGGGCGUUUGCUGAUCUUUCCUGGAGCGGCCGAGUUUCAGAGGAUACUAAGGUAGUUAAUCAGAGAGAAACUACUGUCGCGUCAUGAUGGUCACAUUAGUCCGUGGACUUCCAUAGUUCCAUACAUUUCAGGGUGACAAAUACUGGAGCGUAUAGAAAUAGAACAGCGUAGUUUUAAUUUGUAUAGAACUCUAAAAGGUUUGCCUGAAGACUAACCAGGAGAUCAUAUCCUCCAUGUUCUCCUUUCUUGGCUUCUUGCCAAAGUUCGGCAAGAAACUAUCACAAGUUUAUGGAACUAGUCAAAUAAGGCAUUUACGAUUUGGUGAUAA
Messenger RNA from Setaria italica (foxtail millet), 1614 nucleotides. RefSeq names its product vesicle-associated membrane protein-associated protein SCS2. Gene Ontology annotation, biological process: endoplasmic reticulum membrane organization. NCBI's taxonomy places the organism in Eukaryota, Viridiplantae, Streptophyta, Magnoliopsida, Poales, Poaceae. Gene Ontology annotation, cellular component: endoplasmic reticulum membrane; plasma membrane. The coding region runs from base 167 to 1255 and encodes 362 amino acids. The record is from RefSeq and is a predicted model, not a curated record. The transcript has 8 exons.